AUGCCCCACCCUCGGCCAUCCAAUCGUCAAUCCACCAAUCCAGACACAAGAUUGCAUUUGGACAACUGUUUGUGCCAAGUCAUUCAACCAUUUGCCCAUUCACCUAUUCUUGCCGAUGCAGCUAUUACAACCACUUGUUCUCAAGUCUUACCUCCAAUUCUUCGAUUUUCCAAACUUUUCCCACUCGCGGUGACCUCUACUAUUUCGUCAAGCUAUGCACUCAACAGAGCACUUGGUCUCUUUUCAUCCAUCCAUCCAUCCAUCCAUCCAUCCAUCCAUCCAUCCAUCCAUCCAUCCAUCCAUCCAUCCAUCCAUCCGUACGUCUACCCAGCCCUCGUGAAUAAUCCACCUGGUUGCAAAACUGUUGUAUGGCCGCGGGCCUGGCCGAGUCUGUGCCGCUGUAUCGGGCGUGAGCAGGUGGGCCGUCCCCGCGAUUGGCGCGAUUGUCGUUGCGGGGCCAGCCUCACAAAGCGACAAGGAUCCGCCCACAACUCGAUCAUCAUCGCCUCGACCGACCGAGCAAACUGUGUGUGUGUACGUGUUUCUCGUUGGAAUCCCGCCACUCCAACUCGGCUCCACUCGGGAGCCCUGCUGCCAUACAUCCUUCGCCUGAUUCGUUUACUCGAGUUCUACAAUCUCGUGUUUCUUUGGUUGCCUCUUGCCAGGAUCUGUUUGGGCCCGAGUCGACGGGCAUCAGAGCUGCCCAACCAGUUAAAGGGGGGUGUGAACGUGAAGAAGACGCUUGGCGAUGGCUUGCAAGUUGCGCUGACUUGGCCAAAGCCGACCGAUUCUGGCAACGUGGCUGUGCGGGCGAACCGAGUUUCCGGCCGGCUCGAGCGCCACGGCAGACUCCGAUCCUAA
Protopolystoma xenopodis is the source of this 861-nucleotide messenger RNA. Lineage: Eukaryota; Metazoa; Platyhelminthes; Monogenea; Polystomatidea; Polystomatidae. The record is from the annotation of a GenBank genome assembly.